AAAACGAUUCUCACAACCGAAAUGUACGUAUCUAUAAAAUAAUGGCUGUCUUUAAGUCAUGAAAACGAAUCUCGAAUGUUUUUUCUUUUCCUUUUUACUUGAAUUACUGCAAUGGUGUCAAUUACAACCACAGAAAAUGUAUUGCUAAGCUUAGUUGUAAGCAAUUCGGGAACAGAAGUCGACGGGACAAGCGAUUAAAUGAAAGAAAAAGGUUCUUACAACAAAAAGAAAAGUUUGGACGGAGAAAAAGAAUACAUACAAGGACCCCGCACCUACCAGAAAUAAGACAACUCCUCUAAAAUUCUCCUUAUAUUAGAGAUCUCAGAGGAGACUGGUUGCUCAGUUUUUUUGAUCCAGAAUGAGGCCUAGCACUCCAAGGUCCUAUGGGCGGCUAGAGAGGCCGUUGGAGACGAAGAAAUGGGGGAGGAAAAAAACUAUCGGGGUCGUCAUGACGGCGGCUCUGGUUCUGUCUAUAAUUCUCGUCGCUGUGUCCGCCGGAAUUGUAAUUGCCCGGAAAAAAAAAUCCAAGAAUGGAGGCGAGUGGAAUUCCGGGUCGAGGGUCAUCAAUAAGGCGUGCAGCAAGACAUUAUAUCCGGCCCUCUGUGUUUCGACUCUGAUUUCUUAUCCCGGCGUUGGAGCAGCAGAUCGCAAAGAUUUUGCUCACAUGACGGUCAACGUUAGUUUGGCCGGCGUUCGAGAGGCCUACGGCAUGGCUCUCAAUGUAGCCCCGGUGGGGAUGAGCUCUACUGAGCGCUACGCCUUGGAAGAUUGCCUGGAGCUUCUAGAAGAUUCCAUGGAGCAUCUCGAAGCUUCGAUGAGCAAAUUGGCGGCGAUUAAUUCGAAGUCCCGGAAGCGCCACAUUGCAGAUGUGCAGACUUGGCUUAGCGCCGCCCUUACGAACCAGGAGACUUGUCUUGAGGGUUUCGAAGGUUCCAGCAGUAAUGUGAAGGCCCAGAUCGAGGAAAGAUCUAAGAAAUUGUCUCAAUUGGUGAGCAAUUCUCUGGCUUUGCUAAAAGUUUCGUUCCCGGAAAGUGGGCCAGAUACUAAUGAGUUCCGGAUCCCGUCUCCUCCUGGCCAAAAUCGGCGCCGUCUUUUGCAAGAUCACGAAGAGUUCUAUGAGCAAUAUGGUUUUGAGGACCACGAUGUGGAAUUUCCGUGGUGGUUGUCGGAAUCUGAUCGUCGGCUUUUGCUGGCGCCUGAUGCUGCUGUUGCAGGAGCCAAUGUGAUUGUGGCCAAAGAUGGAAGUGGGCAGUACAAGACAAUUGCUGAGGCCGUUAAUGCGGCGCCGUCAAAAAGCAACCAGCGGUUCGUUAUCUAUAUCAAAGAGGGGAUCUACUCCGAAAAUGUGAAUAUUUCCAAGAAGAAGACGAAUGUGAUGCUGGUUGGGGAUGGAAUUGGGAGGACUACUAUUGUUGCAGGGAGAAGCGUGAUGGGCGGGUAUACUACGUUCCGUUCUGCAACUCUCGCGGCAACUGGCAAAGGAUUCAUUGCACGGGACAUAACAUUCGACAACAAUGCGGGCCCGGAGAAGCAUCAGGCCGUAGCUCUCCGUGUAGGAGCGGAUUAUUCUGCAAUUUACCGGUGCAGCUUCAUCGGUUACCAGGACACCCUUUAUGUCCACUCCAACCGCCAAUUUUACAGAGAAUGUGACAUUUACGGCACUGUCGACUUCAUCUGCGGCAACGCCGCCGUCGUUAUACAAAACUGCAACAUCUUUGCCAGAAAACCGAUGGAUAAGCAGAAGAACACGAUCACGGCGCAGUCCAGGAAAGAUCCGAAUCAGAACACCGGAAUCUCAAUCCAUAACUGUAAAGUUAUGGCCGCCAGAGAUCUUGUUCCGGUGAAGAGCUCUUUUCCGACGUACCUCGGGAGGCCGUGGAAAAUGUACUCGCGAACGGUGUACAUGCAAACAUUCUUAGACGAUCUGAUCAGUCCUGCAGGAUGGCUCGAGUGGUCGGGGAAUUUCGCGUUGAAAACCUGUUAUUAUGGCGAGUACAGAAAUACGGGGCCCGGCUCGAAUGUGGCCGGAAGAGUGACAUGGAGUGGUUACAGAGUUAUCAAAACGGCAGAUGAGGCAUACCAGUUCACUGUGGCUUCCAUGAUUUCCGGCAAUUCUUGGUUGCCGUCCACCGGAAUCUCCUUCACUGCCGGUUUGCUCGGUAUCUCGUGAUGGACCAGUGCAGGAAUGGAAAAGCGGGCAUACCGUAAUAUUGGUGUAUUUACUGGUACGGACGGCGAUGAAUUCAAGCGUCACUUACCGUAUAUUCGUUUGGCUUUUAAGCCAAUAUAAAUUGGCAAUGUAAUUUAGAGUAUGCGUACUUUUUUCACGGAAAUAAUUGAAUGGAGUUUAGCUGUGAAGGUUCCACAA
This is a messenger RNA of Cryptomeria japonica (Japanese cedar), 2368 nucleotides long. Its product is annotated as pectinesterase. Gene Ontology annotation, molecular function: pectinesterase inhibitor activity; pectinesterase activity. The transcript has 2 exons. Gene Ontology annotation, biological process: cell wall modification. The coding region runs from base 359 to 2170 and encodes 603 amino acids. NCBI's taxonomy places the organism in Eukaryota, Viridiplantae, Streptophyta, Pinopsida, Cupressales, Cupressaceae. The record is from RefSeq and is a predicted model, not a curated record.